This is a messenger RNA of Gracilinanus agilis (Agile Gracile Mouse Opossum), 2360 nucleotides long. It is a transcript of the gene SHKBP1, whose product is annotated as SH3KBP1 binding protein 1. NCBI's taxonomy places the organism in Eukaryota, Metazoa, Chordata, Mammalia, Didelphimorphia, Didelphidae. Bases 12 to 2153 code for a protein of 713 amino acids. The transcript is spliced from 18 exons. The record is from RefSeq and is a predicted model, not a curated record. Gene Ontology annotation, molecular function: protein binding. Gene Ontology annotation, biological process: protein homooligomerization.
UGGCCCGAGCCAUGGCGGCUGCGGCGGCGGCCCCGGUGGGGUGCCAGGGGGCCGCAGGGGACCCGGGGCGGAGCCGGAGCGCCCCCGGGGAAGUCAUCCACCUGAACGUGGGGGGCAAGAAGUUCAGCACCUCCCGCCAGACACUCACCUGGAUCCCCGAUUCCUUUUUCUCCAGCCUCCUGAGCGGGAGGAUUUCCACCUUGAAGGAUGAGACAGGAGCAAUCUUUAUCGACAGGGACCCCACAGUCUUUGCCCCCAUCCUCAACUUCCUGCGUACCAAGGAGCUGGACCCCAGGGGUGUCAACGGCUCCCUUCUCCUGCAUGAAGCCCAGUUCUACGGGAUCACCCCUCUGGUUCGACGCUUGCAGCUCCGGGAGGAACUGGACCGGUCAUCCUGUGGGAAUGUCCUUUUCAACGGAUACUUGCCUCCUCCGGUUUUCCCAGCAAAGCGGAGAAAUCGGCACAGCCUAGCAGGGCCACAGCUGUCGGGCGGCCGGCCAGCCCCCGUGCGCCGCAGCCACACCAUGCCCCCCAACUUGGGCAACGCCGGGCUGCUGGGGAGGCUGCUAGAAGACAAAGCACCCAUGCCCCCCUCAGGGGCUCCGGACGAGCCAGGCAUGGUGAGGCUGGUCUGCGGCCAUCACAACUGGAUUGCUGUGGCCUACACGCAGUUUCUGGUGUGCUACAGGCUGAAGGAGACGUCGGGUUGGCAGUUGGUGUUCUCUAGCCCAAGACUGGACUGGCCCAUCGAGCGCCUGGCACUGACUGCCCGCGUUCCUGGUGGCGCCCUGGGCGAGCAUGACAAGAUGGUAGCUGCAGCUGCCGGCAGCGAGAUCCUGCUCUGGGCCCUCCAGGCUGAUGGCAAUGGCAGUGAGAUUGGCGUCUUCCAGCUGGGUGUCCCUGUUGAGUCUCUGUUCUUCGUGGGAAACCAGCUCAUUGCUACCAGCUCCACAGGCCGCAUUGGGGUCUGGAACGCAGUUACCAAGCAUUGGCAGGUCCAGGAAGUGCAGCCCAUCACCAGCUAUGAUGCUGCUGGCUCCUUCCUGCUGCUCGGCUGUAACAAUGGCGCUAUCUACUACCUAGAUGUGCAGAAGUUCCCCCUGCGGAUGAAGGACAAUGAUCUGCUAGUGAGCGAGCUGUACCGAGACCCAGCCCAGGAUGGCGUCACUGCACUGAGUGUCUAUCUCACACCCAAGACCAGUGAUAGCGGCAACUGGUUGGAGAUUGCCUACGGCACCAGCUCUGGCGGGGUUCGGGUCAUCGUGCAGCACCCAGAGACCGUGGGCUCAGGGCCCCAGCUUUUCCAGACUUUCACUGUUCACCGCAGUCCUGUUAUCAAGAUCAUGCUGUCUGAGAAGCAUCUCAUUUCUGUCUGUGCCGAUAACAAUCACGUGCGGACUUGGUCGGUGACCCGUUUCCGGGGCAUGAUCUCCACCCAGCCAGGCUCUACCCCUCUGGCCUCUUUCAAAAUCCUCGCACUGGAGGCAGCUGACAGCCACGGGGGCUGCAGUGCUGGCAACGACAUUGGCCCAUAUGGGGAGCGGGACGACCAGCAAGUUUUUAUCCAGAAGGUGGUGCCUAACUCCAGCCAGCUUUUUGUGCGGUUGUCGUCCACUGGCCAGCGGGUGUGCUCAGUGCGCUCUGUGGACGGCUCUCCCACCACGGCCUUCACCGUCCACGAGUGUGAGGGUUCCCGGAGGCUGGGCUCACGGCCCCGACGCUACCUCCUCACCGGCCAAGCCAAUGGCAGCCUGGCCAUGUGGGACCUUACCACGGCCAUGGACCGGCUGGGCCUGGCACCAGUGGACGGCCUGACGGAGGAGGAGUUGUUGGGACAACUGGAACAAUGUGAGCUGGCCCCUCCUGGGCCCACCGUGCGCAGCCUGGCCCCCAGUCCUUCACCCCGGACUUCCAUGUGCAGCCUCCAAUCAGAGGCUAGCAUGGACUCCAGUCCCAGUCGUCGAGGGAGUCUGGGCCCUCCCCAGCCAGAGGCCCGGAGGAGGGGGACUGGUAGCUUUGUGGAACGGUGUCAGGAGCUAGCCCGGAAUGGGCCAGACCCCCGCCGGCCUCCCACCCCAGCCCCCAGGCCUCACCCAGGCCCCGGGGGUCCUCUAUUAACUCCCAAAGCUCCGCUCAGCGAGACGUCCUUCUGAAACUGCCUGGCCUUCCUAAGGGAGGCCUUGUGAGGUGCCUUCAACAACCUGUCCCCAUCUGUGUGCAUCCUCCUGACCUCUCUCCAUCACCCUGGCGGCAGGGCUGGGGUUCCCAUGGAGCUGUCUCUGUUACAACUCUGCCAUAAGAAGCCAAAGCCACCCUAUGUUCCCCCCACUGCAAACCAAUAAAAUGUUCCCAUUAUUGUC